CUAAAUUAGUAGAACGAAUCUUUCCUUUUCUCUCUUUUUGUGGUUUCUGAUUGAGUGAUAGAGUAGACCCAUAUCUCGACUCGGUGGCUGUGCUAUCAUCUAGUUCACGAGCUCUCAAUCGACCGGAUUUUCGCCAUGGCCUCCAGCGAGCAGCAAGAACACGCAGUGGCGCUGCUCCAACCCAAGGUUGAAGAAGCAUACACCACAGAUGGGUCACUCGACAUCGAUGGCAAUCCGGCGCUGAAGCAUCGCACCGGUGGAUGGAGGGCAUGCCGCUCGAUUCUUGGUACUGAAUUCUGUUACUGCCUGGCCUACUACGGCAUCAUGUACAACCUCGUCACCUACCUCACCACCGUGCUGCACCAGAGCAAUGUCGCCGCCGCCAAGAACGUGUCCACGUGGCAGGCCACCUGCUUCCUCACGCCGCUGGCUGGCGCCGUCGUCGCCGAUUCCUACUGGGGAAGGUAUCGUACCAUGGUCGUCGGCUGCUGCGUCGCCGUCGCUGGGAUGCUCAUGGCGUCUCUGUCGGCGCUUCUGCCGCAGCUGAUCGAGAGCUCAUCAACACUGUCCAUGGAGAUCAUCUUGUUUCUUGGCCUGUACAUGAUCGCUUUCGGGGUGGGCGGGCUCCGGCCAUGCCUGAUAUCCUUCGGCGCCGACCAGUUCGACGCCGGCGACCCGUCGGAGCUUAUCAGCAAGGGCUCCUACUUCAACUGGUACAUCUUCACCAUGAACUGCGGCUCCGUGAUAUCCACCUCUGGCAUGGUGUGGGUGCAAGACCACUACGGGUGGGCACUGGGCUUGGCCAUUCCGGCGAUGGUCCUCGCCGUUGGGCUCUCCUGCCUGGUCGCCGCGUCGCGGGCGUACAGGUUUCAGACAACCCGCGGUAGCCCGCUCACCAGAGUGUGCCAGGUCGUCGUCGCCGCCGUCUGCAAGUUCAACGUCGCGCCGCCGGACGACAUGUCCCUUCUCUACGAGCUACCGGACGACGCCUCCUCCAUGAAAGUAGUUGAGAGGAUCGAACACACCACUGAUCUCAGAUUCUUCGACAAGGCCGCCGUCGUGACGGCUUCGGAUGAGGAGGCGGCGGGCGCCGCGCCGCGCAAUCCAUGGAGGCUUUGCGUGGUGACGCAGGUGGAGGAGCUCAAGAUCUUCGUCAGGAUGCUGCCCCUGUGGGCGUGCAUUACCUUCUUCUACACCGGGACGGCGCAGGUCAACUCGACGUUCGUCGAGCAGGGCAUGGCGAUGGACGCCCGCGUCGGCUCCCUCCGCGUCCCGCCGGCCUCGCUGCUCACCUUCCAAAUGCUAACCACCAUCACGCUGAUCCCGCUAUACGACCGCGCGUUCGUGCCGGCGGUCAGGAGGCUCACUGGCAGGGAGAAGGGCAUCUCCGAGCUGGUGAGGAUCGGCGGCGGCCUCGCCAUGGUCGUGCUCGCCAUGGCCGCCGCGGCGCUGGUCGAGACGAAGCGCGUCCGCGCGUGGCAGACGGCGAUGGAGAAGACGAGCAUCAUGUGGCAGGUGCCGCAGUUCGUGCUGGUGGGCGUCGGCGAGCUGCUCACCUCCAUCGGGCAGCUGGACUUCUUCUACAGCCAGGCGCCGCCCGCCAUGAAGACGGUGUGCGCGGCGCUCGCGCUCGGCGCCAUCGCGGCGGGGGACUACCUGAGCUCCAUCAUCGUGACGGCCGUGUCGUGGGCGACGGCGACCGGCGGGCGGCCGGGGUGGAUCCCCGACGACCUCAACGAGGGCCACCUUGAUCGCUUCUUCUGGAUGAUGGCCGGACUUGGCUGCCUCAAUCUUGCAGCGUUUAUGAGCUGCGCCAUGAAGUACAAAACCAGGAAGGCUUGUUGAUGUUUCUGGGCUUGUUUGGGAGACCUGCUGCUGCACCUAGGCUCAUUACCGCUGGAUGCGCCUUAAGAUUCGGACGUACACGAUACCUACAUGCUGUAUAUUGAAACCUGGGAAAUACAUCACGAAUCGCUUAAUCGAUCGGACGGCAGAGGCCCUAGGUGCAGAAAAACCACGUCCACCUGCUGCUAGGGCUUUGGUGUUUUUUCUCCAUUUGCUACACGGUGCAAUGGGGUUAAUUUGAUCCAUGCCAUUGCAAAUAUACUAAAUCAAAAAAAAUACCAUUACUAUUUAUGAUA
Oryza sativa Japonica Group (Japanese rice) is the source of this 2141-nucleotide messenger RNA. Its product is annotated as protein NRT1/ PTR FAMILY 8.3. Gene Ontology annotation, cellular component: membrane. Gene Ontology annotation, molecular function: transmembrane transporter activity. Gene Ontology annotation, biological process: transmembrane transport. The record is from RefSeq and is a predicted model, not a curated record. NCBI's taxonomy places the organism in Eukaryota, Viridiplantae, Streptophyta, Magnoliopsida, Poales, Poaceae.